AUGAAUUUACUCGCCAGAACAAAAUUAUUCUCUGGAGGACGCCAUUUUCCCGUCCAAUCAAUCGCCGGAGUUCAUCACUCGAAUCCGUACUCCACCAAAACAGCUCAAUUCCUCCCCAAAACCCAACGACCGGUGAAAAACGCCGGAGCCCAGAAACCCUCGGACUCGGGCUUUUCCCACAAAAUCAAGAAGCUGGCCGGGCUGACCGUCGACUGCCCGAAGCCGAUAGAGAUUCCGUACCAAGCGCGGGCCGCCAACUCCGUGAAUUUAAUCGGCAGCGUCAGAAAACCAGUUCAGUUCGAGUCCGGCGCCGAUGGUAAUCACUUCGCGGCGGCCGUGAUUGCUCAGGGCGGCGGCGGCGGCUGUCGCGACUCCCUCGUGAUCCCCGUCGUAUUCGAGGGCGAUUUGGCUCAGGUCGUGGCGUGUCACGUCGAGGAGAAGGAUAGCGUUUUCGUUUCGGGGAGAUUGAGCAUGGGGCCCACGAGAUUUGCCUUUGGAAAUAACCUCGGAAGGUUCCAUCUCGUGGCCGAGAAUCUCAAUUUCGUCGAGGGCUUUGCGAAGAAAAACGGUAAAAGAUCUGGCUUUUCAUCUCUCGAAAACGAAAGGGGUUCGGUUAGAAAUGGGGUUUCGUCUGUGCAAGUCGAGAAGCCUUUAUCGGAAAAUGUGGAAUCUGAUGAAGAGUUUAGUCAGAAAUGGAAAGAAGCCAUUGAAGAAGCUAAAGUGAAGACAUUUUCCGGUGAGAGUGAUUGGGCUUCGCGUUCUGUUUCUCAUAACUCGAACAAUGAGGCGAAGAGUUUGGGUCGUGUCGAGUCUAAACCGGAAAAAGGUGACAAGAAGAAAAGUUCACGUUCGCCAAGUGCUAACAAGAAGAAGAAGAAGAAGAUGAAGAAUGAGGAUCAAAGCUUGGAUUUGUGGAGGGAUCUUGUGAAAAGCCCAAAACAAUGGUGGGAUUUCCGUGCACACAAAUCUAAUGGGCUCGUCAAAGAAAAAUUCCCGGACUUCAAGCACAAAGAUACCGGUAAUUCGCUUUGGGUCAAUAAUGCCCCUGACUGGGUUUUGCCAGGACUUGCAAGAUUGGAGCUUGAUGUGAAGUUUAUGAAAGAUAAUCGAGAUCAAGGGGCGAAAAGGGAGGACCAUUGGAUGAAUUUGGUGGAAAAUCCUAGUAAAUGGUGGGAUACUAGAUUGAGCAAGAGAAAUCCGAGGUAUCCCGAUUUUAAGCAUAAGGAGACGGGCAAAGGAUUGUGGUUGAGUGACGAUACACCGAGCNAAACAAAGGCUUUUCUUGAUUGA
This is a messenger RNA of Striga asiatica, 1290 nucleotides long. NCBI's taxonomy places the organism in Eukaryota, Viridiplantae, Streptophyta, Magnoliopsida, Lamiales, Orobanchaceae. The record is from the annotation of a GenBank genome assembly.